Molecule: messenger RNA, 2445 nt
Organism: Uranotaenia lowii
Lineage: Eukaryota; Metazoa; Arthropoda; Insecta; Diptera; Culicidae
Gene: FipoQ
Product: F-box/LRR-repeat protein 7
Exons: 4
Coding region: 720-2264 (514 amino acids)
Biological process (GO): SCF-dependent proteasomal ubiquitin-dependent protein catabolic process; positive regulation of protein ubiquitination
Cellular component (GO): SCF ubiquitin ligase complex
Molecular function (GO): protein binding
Source: RefSeq, a predicted model, not a curated record
UUUUGUAAAUUGUAUUUCGGCGUGCGCCGCUUUUAUUCCACGUUCCUAUUUCACUUGUUUCAAAUAUUCCAUUUCUCAAACGAUCAAAACAAUUACAAACUCACCAAUUGAACCAUCGCGCUUAAUUGCUUUUUUGUUUUAUUUUACAGCUUUUCGAUCCUCUUUAUUUCGAAACGGUAAACACAGUGCUGUGCUGUUUUAUGUGUCGCAUGCUGCCACUUAUGUUUCCAUGGGAACCACCAUGAUUUGCUGUCUGAUUGUAUUUUUUUUUUUCAAGUUACUGAUUUUGUUUUUAUUUUGAUGUACCAUGUGGCUAACCACGUGCGCUUGCGCAUUCACGUGACCAGCGACGCCAGGCGCAACAUGUAAGUUUAAAUUUAGAAGCCGUUACGCACACCAAUGGGGGAAGCUGCCCUAGGAAAUUGUAUCAAAACGUGGUCCCGCUCGGCGAUCAAGUUCAAAUAUUAUUCUCGAUCUCUUAUUAUGAUCUCUCCCGCACACACACAUUUUCCGGACGCUCCACGGAACCAUCUGGGAAAGCUUUCGAAGGAAGAAAAAUCUGUCAAAAAUUUUCACACUCACACACGUUUAAGUGGAUUUUUCUGUGCGAAAAUUCCGUGUCGUGAUCUUAAACUCCCUUGGUCGGGCUCGAAAAAUCGAUUUCAAAGGCUUCGUUUGGGUUCGCGACCUCCGGCAGCCGAUUCAGCUAGUUCGCAGCGAUGGAUAUUUCCAGUGACGUGUGGAAUCAGGUGGCCCUCGAGGCCUCCCAGCUCUAUUUCACCGAGGACGGCAAGAGCCCAUUCGCCAACACGACCAUCGAGAAGCUCCCGGACAAGGUGGUGCUGCAUAUAUUCUCCUACUUGAGCCACCUCGAAAUAUGUCGCAUGGCGAUGAUCUGUCGCCGCUGGCGUACGAUCGCUUAUGACAGCAAGCUGUGGAAGAACGUAUCGCUGCGGCCGGAAAUCUCUGGGCUGCACGUCAACUCGCUGGAGCAGCUGCUGCACAUGAUCUCGGUGCGCUUUGCGGCCUCGCUGCGGUACAUCGAGCUGCCGAUCGAGCUGAUCACCCACACGGUGCUGCACGAGCUGGCCAGCAAGUGUCCCAACCUGACGCACAUGCUGCUGGAUUUCUCCACCGCUAUGCAGCUGCACGAUUUCAGCGAAAUGCAGGCUUUCCCGGCGAAACUGCGCUACAUGUGCAUCUGCCUGUCGGAGGUCAUCUUCAUGGAGGGUUUCAUGCGCAAAAUUUAUAACUUCAUCAAUGGCCUGGAGGUGCUGCAUCUGAUCGGAACGUACGAGAAGUGCGAGGAAGAGGAGGAGGAAAUCUACGAGGUCAUCAACGUGCACAAGAUGAAAUCGGCGACCCCGAACCUGCGCGUCAUCAACCUGUACGGUAUCAACUUCAUCGACGAUUCCCACAUCGAUGCGUUCAGCUCUAACUGCAUCCAGCUGGAGUGUUUGGCCGUGAAUUACUGCAACAAGGUCACCGGAUCAACCCUGAAGGCGCUGUUGGCCCGUUCGAAGCACCUCAAAUGUCUGUUGAUGAACGGAACGGCCCUGAAGUCCGAAUUUGUCAUGCAGGCCGAAUGGGACAAGUGCUCGGUCCAGGAACUGGACAUUUCCGGUACCGAUCUGACAUCCGAAUGUCUGAUUGAUCUGUUGACGCGUAUUCCUAUGUUGCGUUUCCUGAGUGCUGGUCAGAUCAACGGCUUUAACGAUUCGGUACUGAAGGCGUGGGCUGAGGGAGGCAGUCCCAAAAACCUUAUUGCCCUGGAUCUGGAUUCGUCGGAUAACAUUUCCGAUGAAGCCCUCAGUCGAUUCAUCACCCGUUAUGGAGCCCAAUUGCAGGCCUGUGUCCUGUCCGGUAUGACCCACAUCACCGAUCAGCUGUGGAUGACGAUCUUGCCGGUGCUGGUAAAUGUGAAGAUUGUCGUCAUGGGUACCACCGAGCGGUUGAGUGUCAAUAUCCACGUUGACCAGCUGAUGGAUACCAUCGGUUCGAGCUGCCCAACCCUGGAACGUCUGGAGUUGCGCUGGGAUCCAGAAAAUCUGCGCUUCUCCGACAAAAGCCAAAAGGCCAUCGAUAUGCUGCGCGUCAAGUGCCCGAAGUUGCGUUGUCUGGUGUUGAGUGACGGCCGUUACUACGAAACGGUGAAGGCCAACUUCGAGCGUGCUGAUCGGUUGACCGUGGUGAGAACCACUACAAGUUGUCGCGUGUCGGCCUACUAUGCACUCAGCAACUACAACGAUCUGAUUUUCAACUAAAACGGAGCUAACAAUCGAUGCAAUGUUAACUACGAUCCAUUACCAUCUUGCUAAUAGUUAGCCGUGUUUGUGACUUAGGGGAAAAUUCUUUCAAAUUAACAAACAGAAACUUCAAGAAGGAGGUAUAUUUAUUUUCAAUGUUGAUUACAGUUAAUAAACGACGGAAUGUUUGUAUUACGAA